Molecule: messenger RNA, 1131 nt
Organism: Fusarium vanettenii 77-13-4
Lineage: Eukaryota; Fungi; Ascomycota; Sordariomycetes; Hypocreales; Nectriaceae
Exons: 3
Coding region: 1-1131 (376 amino acids)
Source: RefSeq, a predicted model, not a curated record
AUGUGUCAGGCGUGCCAUGAGAAUGGCCCUGCAUCCGUCUCCGGCGUGCCCAUUGCCAGCUACCUUGCCAAAGCUCGUGCCAAACAGCCCUUUCGACUGCGCCUCUGUCAUGAGCUCCAGGCCUCCAUCUUCUUGGCCCUCAACCGCCAUGGGGCUGCCCCGAACUUGACCUUGCGUGAUAAUCCUGCCCUUUGUCAGCUUCUGUGGGAAGAUGUUGGGUUGGACUUUGCUUAUCAGUAUAGGAUGAGAAACACAAUCCUGGGCAAGUUGACCGACCGCGCGCAAUCCCUUCUUGAAGAAGCUCGGAAAUGGGGAGCCUUUAUCCAGGUCGGAGACACCCGCUGUCUCUGGGAUAACGAGAUCGUCGCAGAGCACUUUUCUUCGCAGGAGAAAGUCCUGCAAUGGAUCAAGACAAAGCGAGAGGAGGCAGCCAAGGUCGCCCGGGAGAGAGAGGCCAAGGAGCCAGAGCCUGGUACACCCUCACGACCGAACCGAGCGAGCGGAGCAGCUUUUUCCCGACAGACACCUCCACGAGCUUCUCAGCGUGGGCUGCGACCCCCCCAGACCCCCUCGAGGACCUCCAUCCGGAGAAGAGGGCCUGGAGCCCAAACUCCAACGUCCAGCCGAAACAUGGGCAUGACCGGGCAGAGGCUUUCACGCAGCCAGGAUACUCCGAGGACCCGACGACACACAUUUUCAGGAACCAUCUUCGACGUGCCUCCGCCAAAGAUGGGUCCACUGGAGGAACUUGCUCAAAGUGUCGAGCGUAUGGGGCUCGAUGAUUCUCCGCUGGUCAACACUUCUAUGCGUCAAUCUUCUGGAAAUGACGCUCAACCGACCAACUUGAUCGAUACUCUGUCAGCACCCCAGCCAGCCUCUCAUCGAGAUGGUCGGCUGAGAUCUCCCAUCCAUCUACCGACUCCCACUUCUACAACCAACGUGGGCUCGGAAGCUCAGAGUCCUGUUGCGAAUUGGUUCAAGGUUGGUCAAGACACUGGCCAGUUCCCAUCCAAGAAGCCUACCCGCUCUCAUAGAAGAUCGUCCUCGGCGCUUCCAGGAACCGGCAACCAACGGUCUGGUGGGCCUCAACCCAUGCGCCUUGACCUUGCUCGCCGGCGAGAACCCCCUUGA